Messenger RNA from Hemicordylus capensis (graceful crag lizard), 1251 nucleotides. RefSeq names its product leukotriene B4 receptor 2-like. Gene Ontology annotation, cellular component: plasma membrane. Bases 1 to 1251 code for a protein of 416 amino acids. The record is from RefSeq and is a predicted model, not a curated record. Lineage: Eukaryota; Metazoa; Chordata; Lepidosauria; Squamata; Cordylidae. Gene Ontology annotation, molecular function: complement receptor activity; leukotriene receptor activity. Gene Ontology annotation, biological process: complement receptor mediated signaling pathway; positive regulation of cytosolic calcium ion concentration; inflammatory response. The transcript has 2 exons.
AUGACCCAGCGGCUCCUGCAGGUGCUCUCCCUCUCCCAGAUCGGCCAGGCGGCCAAGCGUCGAUCCCAGGCUCUCUAUGGCCGGCCAGCCGCCAAGUGGGAGUCCCUGGCCCCCCUGUCGAGUGUUGUGAAUAAUUGCACACGCACCUCAGGAAACAGCACCCUCCUGACCAACCCGACCUCCAUUGUGACUGGGAUCGUCCUUCUGCUCUUGGCCGCCCUCAUUGGUCUUCCUGGUAACCUCUUUGUCAUCUGGAGCAUCCUAUGGAAAAUGAAGCCAAGUCGCCGCUCAGUCACCUGCCUUCUGGUCUUAAAUUUGGCAGUGGCAGAUGCGGUGGUGCUGCUCCUCACUCCCUUCUUCAUCACCUUCCUCAUUUUCAAGGACUGGUACUUGGGUCUGCCUGUCUGCAAAGGGGUGUACUACCUGUGCUGCAUCAACAUGUUCACCAGCAUCUUCAUCAUCACCCUCAUGAGCGUGGACCGGUGCCUAGCGGUCAGCCAGCCCUAUUUCUCACAAGCCAUUCGCAAGAAGCAUUUGGUCAUCAAGAUCCUGACAGGGAUUUGGUUGGCGGCCAUUUUGCUUUCCAUCCCAGCCUUGCUCUUCCGCCAGGUGGUCAAAGACUCGCAAGAGCAUUCAAUUUGUGAACCCUGCCAUGUCAAGCCCAGCCUGGCCAUCUUCCACUUCACCUUGGAAACGGUGGUGGCUUUUGUGAUACCGUUCACUGUCAUCGUUGGGUGUUAUUCCACCAUCUUGAUCCGCCUCAGGGGGGUGCGGAGGAGGCAAGGGGCUCGGACUGAGAAGCUCAUCGCUACCAUUGUGAUCAGCUUUGCCGUCCUCUGGGUGCCCUACCACAUUGUCAAUAUGCUCCAGGUGGCUUCAAAUCUGGCAUCAGGGGAGACAGCCGAGCGACUGAACUUUGCCUGGAAGAUGGGCCGGGCAGGAGCCACAGCCCUGGCAUUUCUGAGCAGUAGCAUCAACCCUGUGCUCUAUGUCUUUGCCGCUGGGAACCUCAUCAAGACCUCUGGAGCCAACUUCAUUGCCCAGUUCUUUGAAGGGGCAUCUGAUGGGCUUGGCAGGAGGUCUCAGUCCCACAGGAACUUGGCACGAGAUUUGGUGGUGGUGGCUGGAGCUUCUGUGAACAUGGGACAACAGCCACAAGAAGAUUGCAAUGGGGUUGAUCAGGGCACAGAGGACAGGCAGGGUGAUGGCAUUAUUCAGCAACCUUUCCACUCCACAAAUGGUCAUUCCUAA